Molecule: messenger RNA, 985 nt
Organism: Pangasianodon hypophthalmus (striped catfish)
Lineage: Eukaryota; Metazoa; Chordata; Actinopteri; Siluriformes; Pangasiidae
Product: cilia- and flagella-associated protein 95
Exons: 6
Coding region: 145-693 (182 amino acids)
Cellular component (GO): plasma membrane
Source: RefSeq, a predicted model, not a curated record
GACAUGGCAACAAGGUGGCGUCAUUAGAAACGUCCUCGCGCCUCGAUUAGGAGUAUACCUCCCAAUAAAGUGAAGAAUAAAUACUGCAGAUAUCUGCUCUUCUUUAUCAGUAUCUUUAUAGCAAUCUGGGUAGGGUGGUUAAGUAUGAAUUACAGCAAGAAAACGCUGAUUUCAGACUGGCACAAACACAUAGAGGCAGAACCAAAAGACUAUGAUAUCUCUGCAUGUGGUGAUGGACAAAGAAAACUGCACAAGUCAACAUACAAGCAUUUUGGCACACACUUGGACGCAGACUGGAGAACAACAACCCAAAUGGCUCAGUCAGAGAAAGGACAUGAGGCCAAGCACACUGCAAAAUUAAUGGUGCAGGCUGAUUAUUUCCACUCUCUUGUGUUUGACAGAGAAACAGGAACAUCAGACACAGCUGGCAAAUCCGUCCUCUCCUGCUAUCAGCCAAGCUGUAAUGAAAAUGAGUUAAUUACUACAUAUGCAAUGGAUUAUGUUCCACCUCAUAAUACAACCAAGCAGGCAAUGCAAGCCAAGGAACUGAUGGACAGGACGCUGGAUUUCAGAAGACACCAGUCUCAGUUCACUGAUGUGGCAGAUCAUCGGCGGUGGGGCCGAAAUACCUGGCAGGACUUUAAUGAUGCGCAGGCUGUAGUCCAGGGAAUGGCAAACUCCCUGUAUAGAUAAAUAAAUCGUUCAUGCCCAUAAGCACAGCCUCUGUUCUCAUACCUUCUCUUACUUGUUUUGGAUUUGGUAGGGCAAUAUUUAAUAAAGUAUGUCCUGCUUAUGUUUUUCUUUUUAUGAUUUAUAACAUUCUAAUACCUGAAAAUUCUUAAAUUAUGGAAUAUAUGGAUAAUUCAGAGUCAUCUAAAUCACCCACCAUGUCCCAUCACACAUGCAAAACUUAUAUAAACACAGUAUAGGCCAGGUCAGUGCUGGAAUUUGCUCUCCUUGCCACUGGUGAAAUAAAUCUAUUCCU